UUUCGUACAAGCUAAUCCCCUACAACAGCGCAACUAUGUCUAGAUUUUUUGUUGUUUUGAUAGCCAUCUUAGCGAUCGCCGCCGCCAAGCAACAAAAAUUGAGAGUGGUUGUCCCAGAACAAGAAACCCAAUCCACCGGCCAUGUAGGCACCAUUCAGUUGUCCGGCGAUUAUUCGUCUCACGGAGGCAAGAAGUACUCUUCUAGCGCUGAACUCACCAGUUUGGCUCAUUCUUCGGCACUUCAAGCCAGAACGGCUGUACAAAAUCAGCAAACAGCCGGUGUUCAAGCAGCUGCAGGAGCCCAGAAUGGAUUCGCUCGUGCCGCACAAGAAGCAGCUCACGCCGCAAGAGUAGCUCUAGUCGCCAAGCAAAUUAUUGUUCAAAAUUUGCAGGCGCAAGUUGAGGACGCUGAACAUCAAUUGCUAGCUGAACAGGGACAGUACCAGCAAGCUCUUGAAGCCGCCAGUGCCGCUCAAAACGCCGUCCAACAAAGCCAGCAGCAAUUGACUGCCGCUACUGCUGCUCUUGCCGCUGUGCAACAAUCUUCCACUCAAACAGAACGUACCGCCUCUGCUGCGUUACAGGCUGCCGCGGCUCAACAUCAAAUGAUUCAAGAUGCUCAGCAAAGACUUGGAAGGUUGCAUCUUCAAUUGGAUGAAGCCUUAGCUGGACUAGCUGAAACUCAGCAGUCGGUACAAAGUGCCGCUGCUGCCGCUCAAGAAGCUCAAAAUAAUGCCGAAGGUUCUGCACUACUGGCAGUAGCAAACAGUGCUACAAAUCAAAUAAGCGAACAUGAGUCAAAUCUUUACCAUCACUAAACUUCAAACUGGGAGUUUCGCGUUCAUUCAUUGUGUACAUAAUCAUUGUCAUUGUUUGUAAUUAUUAUUUAAAUAAAACCAUAUGUCCCUA
Messenger RNA from Zophobas morio, 909 nucleotides. Its product is annotated as egg-laying defective protein 27-like. The record is from RefSeq and is a predicted model, not a curated record. NCBI's taxonomy places the organism in Eukaryota, Metazoa, Arthropoda, Insecta, Coleoptera, Tenebrionidae. The coding region runs from base 36 to 818 and encodes 260 amino acids. The transcript is spliced from 4 exons.